ACUUAUGGCCCAAACACCACCUCUCGAGUUUGCAGCCCACAUCAUCGAGCCUAAAGGGCAGAUCUGGAUCAAGUCCUAAAAAGAAGCCAAACUGUCACCCGAAUGAGAAGACCUGUUCCAGGUGUUACUGAUCACUGAGACAGCAGUAAGAACAGCUAAAAAAGACUGGACUCAUUACAUCAGACUCAGAGGACUACUGGACUCUCCACUCGAGGAUGGACAGUGGCAUAUAUCUCAGACUACAAACCCCUUGUGUCUUAAACUAAAGAAGCAAUAAGAAUCCAAAGGAAACAAGGACACUCAAUAUUACUAACUGAUGAGGUGGUAGUAGCAGAAAUAUCAUUAAUUGUUCAACACUUAUCAGAUUGUGAUGAGACCAAUCUGCCUGAAAGGGUAGAAUGGCCCUCGAAAGGAUUUGCCUGGUAAGGGUUAAUCUUUUCUAAGGAAGCCUGCCUGAAAGGGUUGGCUCCUUAAACAAAGCCCCUAACUUAAGCAAAAACAUCCUGUAUACACAACAAUGAUAACGACACCACGGAACAUAUAUCACAAAAAUGUAGUAAACAGUACCAUAAAUUUUGUAGAUAACAUUUGAUUGAUUUGUAGCAUAUAGAAAAUAUACGUACUCAUAUUGUUUGUUAACCUAUACUGAUGACCUUUGCGAUAUGUACUGACUAUAAAAAGAGCAUAAGAAGAAGCAAUAAACUGUCACUUGCUCAAAGAGCAGUGGUCCGCCUGUCCUUCAUCGUCCUGGAAAGAGCUGGUCUCUGACAAAUGGUGCCGAAACCCGGGAAACUCGGUUGCCUUUGACCAGGGUGAGCUGCCUCCGAAUCAACAGAACCGCGAUUUUCCGUUGACCAAGUCUGAGACUAAGUCUGGAUCCAGCCGCACCUAAGCCCUUUCUAUAAGGUGUCUUAGAAAGCAAGGGGGUCCAAACUGAACCUCGUGACUCAACGGUAGGGCUCCCUCAUAUUCAGCAUUUACAAUUUAAAAUAUGGGACAUGUACAUAGUACGGAAAGACAGCUGUUUGUAGCUAUGGUUAAGACGUUGUUAAAAAGUCGAAAUAUAUUUGUAACCACCAAGCAAGUGGGUGGAUUUUUAGAAUUUAUAGACACUGUGUGUCCUUGGUUUCCGAAUAAAGGCACUAUUAACUUGGAAACCUGGAAUAAGGUUGGUGAAAACAUUAAAGGCUAUUAUGCUGCUAACGGCCCUGAUAAGAUCCCUAUAGAUGCUUUUCCUUUAUGGAUUUUAAUUAAAGAAUGUUUACAAGGUGAUACUGAAUAUGAUAAAUGGCAACGACAAACACGUCCUCGAUCUCGUUCAGCGGAUUCAGGUUUAAAACCUUCUGCUCUUACUAAUCCCGAUUCACAACCCUCUGCUCCACCUGAAUAUCCAUCAAUAAUCAAUAAUGAACAAAAAGAUAUUCAGGAAUCUAAAUUUAAAAAUCCCUUUCUUAUGUACUCAAAUACGGGAGGUAAAAAAUGCCGACCGUUAAAACAAAGCAAGAGCGCCUUGAGACCUAUAGAAUUAUCUGAAGAAUUAUCCUCCGAUGAGGAAGCUGAAUUAGAAAAAGAAGCUGCUCAGUAUCAUAAUGAAGAUGAUCAAGUGUUUGUUAAUACGCCUUUUAAAUUGAAGAAACAGCAAACACUUUUAAAAAAGGAACCUGUUAUUUUACCAGCAAUAGAAGCUGGUAGACGUCCGCCCCCUCCUGACAUAUACCAUCAAAUAUCACCUCACUCACCCUUACAGUUAUCAUUGCUACAAGCUAAACAACAAGGUGAAGAUGUGAGUGGGUUUUCAAAAAUAUUUCAUGCUUAUCCUAUAACAUAUGCUCCUCACCCUACUCAAGCCAAUGUUAGAAUUGCUACAUAUACAUCCAUUACAUUUAAGAAUCUUAAAGAAUUGAAAACAGCUGCUGCUCAAUAUGGUGCAACUGCACCAUAUACUAUUGCUAUUUUAGAGACCAUUGCAGCUGAAGUUCUUCCCCCAUGGGACUGGAAAGGCUUAGCUAAAGCUACCUUAACGGGAGGAGAAUAUUUGUUAUGGCUUACAGAUUUUAUGGAUUCCUGUUAUGAUUAUUCUCAAAAACCACACUUUCGCCAACAAGGAAUUACUCAUGAAAUGUUAGCUGGCACAGGACCGCAUGUUGAUCUGGCACAACAAUUAACUUACCCUGCUGCGACAUAUGAUGCCAUUCGAGAAAUUGGUUUGAAAGCCUGGAAAGGGCUACCUAGACAUGGAACGUCUAGGGAAGAAUUAACUAAAGUCCGACAGGGACCAGAUGAACCUUAUCAUGAUUUUGUAUCUCGUUUGUUACAAACUUCAUCUAGGCUCAUACAAGACACCGAUUCAGCUAUGAUUUUAGUUAAGGAAUUAGCUUUUGAAAAUGCUAAUAAUAUCUGUCAAUCCAUAUUAAGACCUUGGAAAAAUAAAUCAACAUUAAAUGACUAUAUCAGAUUAUGUUCUGAUGUUAGCUCUGGAUAUAUUCAAGGCAUAGUCACUGCCGCAGCACAACAGGGCAAACCUGUUGAGCAAGUUUUAGCUGCAAUGCAAUUUAAGCAAAACAGAAGGGUUGCAGGCCCUCCUGGUAGCUGUUUUCAUUGCGGACAAAUGGGGCAUCAAGUACGUCAAUGUCCUAAUAAAAAGAUUCCAAGUAAUAAUGGAAAAAAUCCAGGUUUAUGCCCAAAAUGCAAAAAGGGUAAUCAUUGGGCUAAUGAAUGCCGAUCUAAAUAUGAUAAGAACGGCAAUUCCUUACAGUCGGGAAACUUCUCAAUGGGCUUGCCCCGGGCCCACCCAAACAAACAGGGGAUGUAUCCUGUGCAGGUGCAAACCUCAGAGCACCAGCUAAACAAUCCAUUUCACAACUCCACCGAGCCACCAGUCAUAGUGCCGGACUGGACCUGUGUUCCUCCUCCCACUUCGUAUUAACACCUGAAAUGGGGGCACAAGCUAUCCCAACAGGGAUAUAUGGCCCAUUACCUGCGGGAACAUGCGGUUUGGUAUUGGGACGAAG
Colius striatus (speckled mousebird) is the source of this 3011-nucleotide messenger RNA. Its product is annotated as endogenous retrovirus group K member 5 Gag polyprotein-like. Gene Ontology annotation, biological process: viral process. Gene Ontology annotation, molecular function: zinc ion binding; nucleic acid binding; structural molecule activity. The record is from RefSeq and is a predicted model, not a curated record. Bases 992 to 2926 code for a protein of 644 amino acids. The transcript has 2 exons. NCBI's taxonomy places the organism in Eukaryota, Metazoa, Chordata, Aves, Coliiformes, Coliidae.